Messenger RNA from Sceloporus undulatus (fence lizard), 2276 nucleotides. It is a transcript of the gene GPR37L1, whose product is annotated as G protein-coupled receptor 37 like 1. Gene Ontology annotation, biological process: adenylate cyclase-inhibiting G protein-coupled receptor signaling pathway; positive regulation of MAPK cascade. Gene Ontology annotation, molecular function: G protein-coupled peptide receptor activity. The record is from RefSeq and is a predicted model, not a curated record. Gene Ontology annotation, cellular component: signaling receptor complex; plasma membrane. Lineage: Eukaryota; Metazoa; Chordata; Lepidosauria; Squamata; Phrynosomatidae. Bases 199 to 1788 code for a protein of 529 amino acids. The transcript is spliced from 2 exons.
CUGAAGUGUCUCUCUGUCUAGAUUCAAGCUUCAGGGUACCUCCCACUCCCUCCUUCCCUUGCUGCCCUGAAUAUCUCCAGUCAAAGUGUGGGAAUUUUUCUUUUCUUUUCCCUUCUCACAGCUUGCAGGGCCACCUCCGCUGCCCUUUGUGAGGUGCCUUCAUCGUGCAUUUUCCUUUCCACUUGGGCAGAAGGAAAGAUGUCUUUGCUUUGGACUGUUAUACUUUUGCUUACUUUCCUGAAGCCUCUAGAUACUACAGUGAAGGAAGGCGCUUCUGCCCCAUUUCUUCAGGAGCCUUCUACAUCUUCCAGGAGGGAGCAUAGGGUUGGAGGCAGUCACUCGGCAAGACACUUCAUUCCAAAAGAUGCACUGCUGGAGACCCUGGGAGAACUGGGCAGGAUAAGGCGGUCAGGAUCCCUUGGCAGUUACCGGGGGUGGCCCUUCUCAGAAGACCAACUGAAAUGGGGAAGGACACGGAGGGGAACAGAUGAUGAAGAUUCCAAACCAGUUCAGCCAUAUGUCCCAGGAGUAAAAGUGGAAUUUCCUCGGCCUGCAAACUCUGCCAGCUUACAUCCAACCAAGAUCUUGGUGCCAUCCAGCACAGACCCAUCUAAACACCUCCCCCAAAGGAGUCCAGCAGUCCAUGGGGGCACAGAAUAUAACAUGACUGUGGCUCUAGGAAAGCGCCCUCAGAUCCAGAACCCUCUGUAUCCAGUGACUGAAAGCUCAUACAGUGCAUAUGCCGUCAUGUUCCUGUCCUUAAUAGUCUUUGCUGUGGGUAUCAUUGGGAACCUCUCAGUGAUGUGCAUUGUCUGGCACAACUACUAUAUGAAAAGUGCCUGGAACUCCAUCUUGGCCAGCCUUGCCUUCUGGGACUUCCUCAUCCUCUUCUUCUGCUUGCCAGUGGUCAUCUUCAAUGAGAUCACCAAGAAGAGACUGCUGGGAAGCAUCUCCUGUCGCAUUGUACCUUUCAUGGAGGUGUCUUCUUUGGGAGUAACCACCUUCAGCCUCUGUGCCUUGGGCAUUGAUAGAUUCCAUGCAGCCACCAGUCCUCAAGCCAAACUCCGGCCCAUUGAGCAUUGUCACUCCAUCAUUGCCAAGUUGGCUGUUAUCUGGGUGGGUUCCAUGACCCUUUCUAUACCAGAAAUCCUCCUCUGGCAGCUGGCACAAGACACUUCUCCAACUUCUGGCAUGGUGAGUGACUAUUGCACCAUGAAACCUUCACAGGAGCUGCCUGAAUCAAUUUAUUCUUUGGUCCUCACUUACCAAAAUGCCAGGAUGUGGUGGUACUUUGGAUGCUAUUUCUGCCUGCCCAUCCUCUUCACUAUCAGCUGCCAGCUGGUCACCAGAAGGAUUAGCAGCACAGACAAGACCGAUUGCCGUGGUAGUAAGCAUGGUCAAUGUGAGAGCCAACUCAAUUGCACAGUGAUUGGCCUGACAGUCAUCUAUGCCCUUUGUACAAUUCCAGAGAAUGUCAGCAAUAUUGUCGUGGCCUACCUGUCUCCUGAUAUGACUAAGCAGACACUGGACCUCCUAACCCUCGUCAACCAGUUCUUCUUGUUCUUCAAGUGCUCAGUGACUCCUGUGCUGUUGCUGUGCCUGUGCAAGCCACUGGGCCAGGCCUUCAUGGACUGCUGUUGUUGCUGUUGUGAUGAGUGUGGUCAGGAAGCUGCCUCCAGUGAGGCUGGCUCUGAUGGCAAGCUGAAAACUGAAAUGUCCUCCUCCAUCUUCUUUGACAAGCCUCGAGAGUCACCUCCUUCUGCGGGGGCUAUUGGCACCCCAUGUUAAGCUCAAUCACACCACUGGGGGAGAAUUAGCAAUUCUUUUAUCAGCUUCUCCCAAGACCAAAUGUUGUUGUUUUAUCCUUUAGCAUGGAUUGGUCAAGUGGCUGAACAGUGGAGGUGUGAGUGGGUAUUAUCACCCAUUUGCUUGUUCCAGUAAGAGUAAAUAAGUGACAAGAUCUCAAAGACACUUCUUUUCUCUGCUGAACAGCUACCAAGGCUGUGAAGGUCUCCUAGACCAAACCCCACCCAAUCCUGAGCAUGACCAGAAAGGCUGAUACCCCAAGCAAGAGAGGUGCAGAGAAAAAGAUUGAUUUCCAGCCCCUCAAGGACAGAGAUCAGAUCAUGUUAGAGAGGACAUAGUACACAUUAAUCCAUUCUAUUCUUGUUCAGGAUCUCACUUUCCCACUGAUCCAGCUCAAGAGACUACUACACAAAAUAUAAGCACUACCCUAGCCUCAAUAGAUAGAAAAUAAAUGUUUACUGUGGCAGUUA